Molecule: messenger RNA, 537 nt
Organism: Cladophialophora carrionii CBS 160.54
Lineage: Eukaryota; Fungi; Ascomycota; Eurotiomycetes; Chaetothyriales; Herpotrichiellaceae
Exons: 2
Coding region: 1-537 (178 amino acids)
Source: RefSeq, a predicted model, not a curated record
AUGGCGAUCAAGUUCUUCGAGAAAUGCCAACCGUCCGAGGCCACCGUCCGCACCGUCUCGAGAUUCUUGUACCAAGCCGAGGCACAGUUUGGCGGUGUCAUCCUUGGUAUUGUCACCUGGUAUCUGUCCCAUUGGGAAGACACCGAGAAGUACCCUGGAGCGCGUCUUGUCUUCACCGAGACAUUCGCCGGCCUUUCCAUCAUCUAUGGCUCCAUCCUCAUUUGGACAUGGAACUGGUUCCCGACAUGUUACGCUGUGAUUAACUUUGUCUUUUGCGUGGCUUUCUUCGCUGCCUAUGGUGCAACCAUUGAGUGGGACUGCGAUGAGAACUGGAUGGGUUGGAAAGUGCUCAUCGGAGAGAGUUACAAAUCGUGCUGGAAAGCAGUCGAGUCUUUCACCUUCAUCAAUGGCUUCUGCUUCCUGGUGAGCACCAUCUGCGCCCUGAAGACCACUUGGUCCGCGGAGGCACACCGUAUGCAUAUGCUAUACAGGAAGAGCUCGCAUGGCAGCAGCACUGCUCCAACUGAACAAGUCUAA